GGGUUGGCGCUCUACUGCACAGGGCUGUUGCAAAGUUUCGCUUGCCAGGAUACGCCAGGAUUUUCCUGCUCCGCCGCUGCAACCUUGAACUUUGGCAACGUGGUUGAUAGUACCGUGGUGUAUCCCGCUAGCUGCUUUUCCAAAGCGCUUGGAAAUCCGGGAGAAAGGGGAAAAAAGCAACGCGAAGGAAGGAAAAAAAAAUAUCCCGAACCUCCCCCCCCUUAACUCCCUGCAUUCCAUUCAACCCCCACCCCCUAUCCCCAUUCCGCCUCCUGUCCCAAUUCACCAGCAGCCACUGCAAAACAGCAGCGAGAGUGAACCGCCGCCGAGAACAAGAGGGUUAAAAGUGUAGAUUGGAUUUCACCCCGGGAAAUCUAGCGCUCGGAGUGAACUUGAAUCUUUGGCUAUUUAAGGAGGACCGGGGCUGGUUGCGAAGUUGUGGCGAUUCAAAGCAGAGCUUUCUCCGGAUCCAUCUUUUCCUUUUGGAAGCGUUAGAUGAUUGUAAAAUGAAUAGAUGAAGCCGUUGCGCUUUUGAUACUUUUCCUCUCGGCAGAAGUGCUAUCUUAGAGCGAAGUCAUGAUGUAUUCUCCCAUCUGUCUCACUCAGGAUGAAUUUCACCCAUUCAUUGAGGCACUUCUUCCACAUGUCCGUGCAAUUGCCUAUACGUGGUUCAACCUUCAGGCUCGAAAACGCAAGUACUUUAAAAAACAUGAAAAACGAAUGUCAAAAGAUGAAGAAAGAGCAGUCAAGGAUGAGUUACUUAGUGAAAAGCCAGAAAUUAAACAGAAGUGGGCAUCCAGGCUUCUCGCCAAAUUGCGCAAAGAUAUCCGCCAAGAAUAUCGAGAGGAUUUUGUGCUUACUGUUACUGGGAAGAAGCACCCAUGCUGUGUAUUAUCCAAUCCUGACCAAAAGGGCAAGAUUAGGAGAAUCGACUGCCUUAGGCAAGCAGACAAAGUCUGGCGCCUGGAUCUAGUCAUGGUGAUCCUUUUUAAAGGUAUCCCCCUGGAAAGUACCGAUGGAGAACGGCUCAUGAAAUCCCCCCAUUGCACAAAUCCAGCACUUUGCGUUCAGCCACAUCACAUAACAGUAUCAGUCAAGGAGCUUGAUUUGUUUCUGGCAUAUUAUGUGCAGGAUCAAGAUUCUGGACAAUCAGGAAGUCCAAGCCACAACGAUCCUGCCAAGAAUCCACCAGUAUAUCUUGAGGAUAGUUUUGUAAAAUCUGGAGUCUUUAAUGUAUCUGAACUUGUGCGGGUGUCUAGAACACCUAUAACCCAGGGAGCUGGAGUAAACUUCCCCAUUGGAGAACUUCCAGGUCAACCAUACUAUCAUGACAUGAAUUCAAGUGUUAACUUACAGCGAUCACUAUCCUCUCCACCAACCAGUAAGAGACCCAAAACUAUAUCCAUAGAUGAGAAUAUGGAACCAAGUCCAACAGGAGAUUUUUAUCCUUCCCCAAAUUCACCAGCUGCUGGUAGUAGGACAUGGCAUGAAAGAGAUCAAGAUAUGUCUUCUCCUACAAUGAAGAAACCUGAAAAGCCUUUGUUUAGCACUACAUCUCCCCAGGAUUCUUCACCAAGACUGACUUUCCAGCAUCAUCAUCCAGGAAUCCCAGGAGUUGCACACAGUGUCAUCUCAACUAGAACUCCACCUCCACCUUCACCAUUGCCAUUUCCACCACAAGCUAUUCUUCCUCCUGCCCCAUCUAGCUAUUUCUCUCACCCAACUAUCCGAUAUCCUCCUCACCUGAAUCCUCAGGAUACUUUGAAGAAUUAUUCUUAUGACCCGUCCAGUCCACAAACCAGCCAGCCUAACAGCAGUGGUCAAGUAGUAGGGAAAAUGCCUGGCCAUUUUACUCCAGUUUUGGCACCCUCUCCCCAUCACAGUACGAUGAGACCUGUGACCUUGACUAUGACAGACACUAAGCCCAUCACUACAUCCACUGAAGGUGAGGCAUCUUCACCUACAGAAACCACCUAUACAGCUUCAGGUACCUCCCAAGCCAAUCGAUAUGUGGGACUAAGUCCAAGAGACCCUUCCUUCCUACACCAGCAACAGCUGAGGAUAUGUGACUGGACCAUGAAUCAAAACGGCAGGCAUUUAUACCCCAGUGCCAAUGAGGAUACAUUGGGAAUUACUUGGCAAAGUCCUGGUACCUGGGCUAGCUUGGUCCCCUUUCAAGUAUCAAACAGGACAUCAAUUCUGCCCACAAAUGUCCAAAAUUAUGGUUUGAACAUAAUUGGAGAGCCUUUUCUUCAAGCAGAAACAAGCAACUGAGGGAGAUUGAAACUGAACAAUACUAUAAAAGAAAGGAAGAUGGGACAAAAGCAAAGAAGAAACUGAAGAAAGAAGAAACAUAAACCAGCAAUUGCAGCACUUACAAUCAUUAAUUCCCUUAAGAUUGAAACUGUAAUGGCAAAACAACAGCAACAACAAAAAGCGGGAUUGGGGGAGAGGAUCAAUGAUAUUUCACUGAUCGUGGAAAUAUGCUCCUCCUGAGUAGCCUUUGUUCUAUGAAAUUCACUGGGAAAUAGAUGUUCUGUCUCUGACAAUAUAUUUUAACUGACUUUCUAGAUGCCUUAAUAUUUGCAUGAUAAGCUAGUUUAUUGGUUUAGUAUUCUUGUUGUUUACGCAAUACGCAUGGGAUCACUAUUCCUAGUUAGCUCUCAAAACAAAGGCUAGGAGGCAUCCACAGAGCUGCAGGAGAAGGAAGGCCAGAAGCCAUUUUUUUCCUCAGCAGUCUGGUUUCUAAAAGAUUUUUCAAAGAAAAAGAAACAAAUUCAGCUUUUAGUUGUCAACCCCAAUUUAUUUAACUUAGGUCCUUAACCCAGUCUUUUCUUAGUGUGUUAUCCAGUUUAAAUUUUUCAGGAAGUCAUUUAAAUAAGCAGGCAUUCUAUAAAAUCAAUGCCUUACUUUGGGUAAAAGAAAGUGUUAUCUUCUCAAAUGACAGUUUAAAAAACCUGAGAAAGACACUAAAAUAAUUCCCCAUGCUAAUGAAAACAUUAGAGGCAAGUGCAAUUUAAAACCUGUAUCUAAAGGGGAUAAUUGUUAUAAGUCCUUUAGCCCUUGGACUCUAAAUCGAGGGGAUUAAAAGACAAGAUAAGUUUCAAAAGUAUUUCGAACAAAUGUAUUUUUCCCCCACUUUUGAAAGGGAGGGGUCAUUAAAAGGCAUUAACUAAAUCAAGACAAAUCAUUUACUUGAGAAAAGGAAAUUAAUUGAAACACAGCACUUAACAUUGAUUUAGCUUCUGCCUCCUUUGAGGUAUCUUAUUUAUUUAAAGUUACUGGUUGGAUCAAGAACCCAUAAAUAAUGGAAACGGUUUUCUAGAACCUUCAUGACAGAGACAGAGAGGUAAAUCCAUGUCACAGGAGCAUAGCUUCUGGUUUACAAAUGGGAAUGAUAGGUUGUCGGGUUGUGGGAAAGGGAUCUGAAAUAUAUAUUUUAAAAAUGCACUCUUUAAAAAGCAUAAUGACAGGGUGCUGAAAACUUGCAUGGUGCUCUCAGAAAUUAGCCUUGUUUGACAGAUUUCUCAUAUACACAAUAUUGUGCAUGGGCAGAUACAUUUGCCUCUACGUCUCUAUAAAAGAAUAAUUGAAACUACUCUAUCCAGUAAUCCUAAUUUGCACGAAGUUAUAAUGUCCACAUAACGUGCCUUGCCUUGAAAUCUAAAAAGUGACAUCACUACACUUGUUUUGCUGCAUUUAUUAUCAUUUUAAAUCUGUACCAUUUUUAUGACAAAAUAUUUUGUACUCCAGAUGGGAAAACAACAACAAAAGUGACAUCAUGGAUUUUUUAAGCAGUUAUAACUUUAUCUCACAUUUAUAAAGCAUAUCAUGGCUGUGUAUAGUUGCCGCUUAAAAAUUGUAAUCGACCAGCAAUAUUUUCAGUAUUUUGGUGUUUUUUCUAUUAAUCUUUCAUGUUUUUUCAUCUUCCAAUUAAUAUUGGGGGGAGGGGAUUCAAAUUUAUACGACUUAUGCAAUACCAAGUUUUGCCUAUGUAGGUAGUGCUUUUAGCUGUAUUGGUUAUUAUAGGUAAGUACACAGAUUUAAAAGACAAAAGAUUAAUGUAUGCUUUUUUGUUUGUUUGUUUGUUUGUUUUAAUUGACCAAAGUGGGUACUGCUAUUUUUGCAGUGUGAUGAGGUCCUUUUUGUGUACUAAGAGAUGGACAGGGGAUUUUUUUAAAACUACGUACAUAUAUCUAUAUAUUCUGGGGUGGGUGGGGAGGAUUUUUAACACUUGACAGUGUAGCUGUGAAGCAGAGCACCAUUGGCUGGGUGAAGGCUACAAAGCGACUCUUCUUCCUACUGUGAUUUAAAAGCAAAAGAAAAAAAACCUUAAAAAAGGUGUUUUCUUUUAAACUUUCCACCUGGGGUGCAAGCUGAAAUCAUUUCUGGUUUGAAAACAGACAUAGUAAUAAUGAAAAAUAAAUAAAGAUGGAUUUUAUUGGAGGCAGACCUGAUUUGAGAAAAAAAAUACCUACUUAGAAAAAAAAUAAUCUCAAGACCCACAGAGAUCAAAAACCCUGUAGAAUUUUGCAAGUUAUACAUCCAUCAUAUAAAAACCUAGUUUGACAUUUAAACAUCACAUAGCAUACAGUGCCAAAACAGUAUGUGCUAUGAGACAAAACAUCUUCUAAAGAUGCUAAUUGUAUACUAAGUAUUGAAUUGGAUUCAGUAUUUGUUUUCUAUGAAUGGAGGCAUUUCCAGUGGGAAUUCCAUAAUGUCUUCUUCUUUGUCCUUUUACAAGAAAUGAAAUUCUGAUUUCCUUUUCGGCAUCCCCCAGCAUCACUGAUUUCUAUUGUCAGAGAUCAGGUAGGAAUGAAGGACUGGAUCAGUCAGGGACUAAUCAGUCAGUGGAUUGUUUUGCUGGAUCAGACCCUUUCUAUAUCCUUUCUCCCAUGUGGAUCUGUGCUCCUUUAUUUCAGUACAAAUCGCCAAGCACAAAAAUGCACAAAAUGUGUUUGUGGACAACCUGGUUAGAUAUUAAAAUUAGUAAUGUAGAAAACUAUCAGCUCUGAUGGCUUAAUUCUAAAGGUUUUCUUCUCUGGAUAAAGGGUGAUUCUAUGGGAUCACAGCCCCCUUGCACAAAAUCUACAACUAUGAAAUUGUUAAUUUCCACACUGUAUUUCUAGUACUGAGAAGAACACAAGAGUAGUCAGUCUUAUUUUCAUGUUCUCACAAAGACCCUAGCUCUUUUCUACGUAACUAGUUAUAAAGCUUAGAUUAGGUAAAAAUGAAAAUGACUUAGCCUUACAAUCUAUUUUUUUUUAAAUAACACAUUAUACAGACCUAGUGUUGAGAGAAUGCUCAUCAGUUGUAUUUUGCACCCAGCAGUAAAAGAAAAUUUACCAAUUAGCAUAAUCCCAUAUUGUCUCUAGGAUAGAAAUGAAUGUAAGUACAAAUCUAAUGUUAGUAUUCAUAACUGGCAUGGAUGUAGGUAUUUUGUCCUUGGAGUCUGUACUGAAAUACAAACUAAAACCCAAACUAAUAUUCAGUCUCCGUGUUUACCAACACAUAAUUUUUAUUUGCCUUUAGUUUCAGCAAAUGUAAAUUGAUAGGCAGUUCAAACACUUUUAUACCCUUAUAAAGAAACGUUUUAAACAGUUUUUAAUCUGCUCUUUUCAAGCAGCUAUACAAAAUGGAUGAAAAUUCCAAGAGAGUACAAUUUCCCUUCAAAUAAGUGUAGCAACAUAAAAGUAAAAAUAAAAUUAUUUUGAAGAAGAGUAGCCCAAAAGAUUGCCAUUAGACCCAGAGAAGCUACUUCUAGACAUUCUGUCCAAAUUCAUGUGAAAUUUCACUCUUCCCCCAAAAGAGCAGUAUUUCAAAACAUUUCUCUCAACUAGAAAUAAGCAAUACUUAGGAUUGCCAUAAAAUAAAUAAUAAAAAUAAUCCUGAUCUCCUGUUUUGACCAUGGCCUUUGGUGCUAGGCACAAUAUGUCAAUCAAUUUCCACCUGCAUUGCCACUGAAUUAAUUGGUAUUUUACUAGUUGCAGCCUUCUUUAAAAUAGUGCUGAGAAUUAUCAAUGCUGAAAGAGAAUCAGAUUCCCUUUCAGAUUUGGCCUGCACCAAUAAAUGCCUUUUUGAGAAAGUUGCUUCUGUAAAGUCUUAAGGGCAGUUGUAAAGCUGUAGGAUUGUUGGUAAGGCUUGUAUUUAUAGGUAAAGUAAGAAUGAAACCAACUAUAUGUUGGCUCUUUUUCUGAGCCCCUUUGUAAGUGAAUUAAUUCACUAAAUAUAUGCCUGUUAGGAAGAACUGAAAUGUACAAACACUUAAGAGUUGGUGGGCCACAAAAUGAUGCACUGUUCUUUCAGUUUAUCCCUUAAUGAGGGAGAGUUUCAUUAAAAAAGGCUGGAGUGUGGUAGCCACUUAAUCCAGAAAUAAUUUAUUUCAUUGGGAAUACUGAAACCAAGUUGAAUUCAGUUUUUAAAGUGCAAUAGUAUAACAAACAAGCAGAAUUUGACAGAGAACAGUUGCAAUUCAAUUUCAUAAUAAUCCUGACCUAACUAAUACAUCAAUCAAAUGGAUGUAUUUUUUUAUCAAAGGAAAAUAUUUAUAAAAGGCUACCUUGCUAUUUUAGAUCCACUUUCUUGACAUUAAAUUACUUGGUCAUUUGGAUCAUAAUUCUGACAAAAUUUUCAGGAUAAUGCUCUCUGUGGGUUUUUCUGCCUCUCUUUCUAAUUGAAAUAUCCAUCGUAUCCACAUCUUCUACACUUCUCUCAGAGCUGAGAAUUCCAGUGCAGAACGAAGUGUUAACACACUCUAAAUCUAAUCUAAAUCCCCUCCUUAAUCAGUAAGUAUAUUCUGACAAAAUCAAGUCACCCCGUUCUAUGUGCACUGUUCUGCCUUUUUCAAUUGCUUUGCAGCCUUUGCCUCUUGGCAGUGUCACUGAAGUGUUUUUCCCCCCUAGAAUGACAUGAACAGUUGAGGCUUGACUAAGGAAAAAAAGGCAGUGAAGGAGACUGUACAUAGACAUGGCAAAAUAUUAAAUAUAGCAAUAUAGUUGUGUGUUCAGGACGGCAGCUCCAUUUAUAAUAUGUGAAUGAACCUGUGAAGCUGCAAUGAAGAGAAGAACAGAGGAUCUUCUUAAUGAACCCACCUAGCGUGUAGACAGUAAUUUGUACACUGUAUAGUUUUGUUAAGAUUUUUUUUAAAGCACCCUCGUUUGUAAAGCUAAUUUUUAGCAAUUAUAAUGGAAAUGUAUGUCAUUUCCACUUCUAACGUAAACAAGAAUCUUCCUUGUUUGGAAACUGGACUUGGGUUAAAACUCUCCAGUUUCUUAAUUUAUGUAUUAAAACAAACAAAAAAAUCUGUCCAUGUUACGAGAUAUUUCACUAUGCUUGAAAAGCAUAGGUUACUGAUCCUUUUAAAAGAAAUUGUAAAUGGAGAAAAGUUAUAUUUUAUGAAGGUUAUUUUGUUGUAUUUAGUAUUGGAAAGUUGGGUUUUGGAGCAUUUCAGAAUGUUGGAAGCACCACUGUCUUUUUUUAUUAGUAUAUAUGGCCUUUAGCAAAAAAUGUUGUGAUUGUUACAUGAUGGUAUUUAAGAGCAGGUUCACAGAGCAUCCAGGAGAGAAUUUCAGUGAAAGAAAAAUGAAAACAGUACUUAUGUCUCAUAUAGCAGUGUCCUCAGGGAGCAAAAAUUUGGAUUUGCAAUUAGGAGCUUCGUAAGGACUUACUGAAUGAGAUUGCACAAGGAUAUACUGAGCUUUGUCAACAGUGCGUGUCCUGUAUCUAAGUCAUUCUAAAUUUUGUAUACUAUGUGAGAUUGUGAAGGCUGCAUCCCACAUUUGAUGUACAGUAUUCACCCUUGGGAAAGAAAGAAAAAAUCUCUACACCCAUGCUGGCAGUAAUGCCUCCAGCAUGACAUUGAUUCUAGUUUACAUGUUCCUGCCAAGGUAUUUUGUUAACAUUUGCCAGCUGCAUGCUUCCUAGGCUUUUAUUUUUUUAUUGGGUUUCUAUAAGAGAUGCUAAACGAAAAACAAUGCAGGCAAAUCAUGUUGAACACAGAAAGCUCAAAAUUGAAUGUCCUACUCCAUGCGGAAGGAGCUGAAACCUGCCUCCUUCAUAUUUGCACUUUCUGAGAGUUCCCCUGUUUUUUCUAUCUCCUCAAAACUUUGUGGGUGUGUUGGAGCCCACAGUCAGAGGAUAACACGGACCACUGGGUUUGCCCUUUGACCCAGCACAAUGACCCUUGCAUCAGCCAAACCUAUUGCCAUGACAACUCUUGUACUGUUUCCAUGCCACAGCUCUAUUGGUCACAUUUGUUAAUAGCAAAGGGGACAAAGCAGGAGACGGUCAAUUUAUACAUUUUUGUUGCAAUUUUUUUUCCUCAAUGGUUGUAAGUAGUUUUUUUAUAUAUAUAUAUAAUAAAAGGGUUCACUAGUUAUUACUCCUUAGGAUUAUCUGUGUGUUGCAAUUAAAAUGUAUGUUGACUUUGUGAAAGGGGCUUCAGUGGCACUCCCCACCCCACCCGUGCUCAUUCAAGCCUCCGUUGCAUUUAGUGCUCAAAAUCUUUCCAGGAAGACUCGAAACAAACACAGCAAGCAAAAAAGCAACGGAUGGCAGCAAGAGCCAGUGCCACUGAAUCCAGUCUUUGUAUUACUGUAUUUUUGACAGAAUGGUUUUGAAAACUGUGCUACAGGGACUGAUGUGGCAAAAUGUGUAUCUAUAUGCAGAAGGACUUUUUUAAAAAUAAAAAAGAAGUAUGGCUUAUUAUGCAUUCUUCAUAGAGGGCAUUGAAGUUGCAUGGACUUGCGAGAAGUUGAUGCAAAAUGAGAGAGAGAAAGAGACAAAAAAAAAACCAGCAAAAAAAAAUGUUUACCAAAAAGAAAAAAAGUGAGAAAUUUUAAAAAAAAAUGACCAGUGCCUGUUCAGUUUCACAGUCUCUGUUGAGUUCAGUUGUAAAUAUGUUUCAGAUAACAUUUACUUCAAAAAAAUAAAAUAAAAAUAGAAAACUACAACAUGGUAGAAUGUGAGGGGUGACACCUUCCCAGGCUUAGACUUCUCAAGAGCUACAUUAGAUUAUGUCUUCAUCAAGCUGUUAAUUUGUGCUUAUAUCAUAUAGGACUUUAGUGAACUGGGAAGAAGCACCCCAAUCUCAAUGAUAAUUCUCUAAGAACAAUUUUUGUAGGGCUGUGUGUUUCUUUAGAUACAUUUAGUGCAACUGUAGGUGACAAGUAGUCAGUUAUUGCUUGCUAGCUACACACCAGGGUUGAUCCAUUUUAAAACUUCUGGCAUGGUCUAUCCUUCUCCACUUCUCCCCAGAGCCAGAGGUCCCCAAUAUGUUAGAUGUACUUCCGUUGGCUUUGUUUUUAAACGCAUGCAGAAUUUUGGUGUAAUGAUAAAUUUACCCAUAGGAUGCAUAUAUACUCUGCAGUUUUCACUUUUACAAAAUUGGGACCUCUGGCCACCAGGCUCUUUUGGGGGCCAGAAGGUUUGUAAGGAGAGGUUCUGGGGAGAAGAACUCUUGCUUAUUUGCAGGACAGACAUGUUCUUUGGAGUACUUUUCAUUAGGUUACAAAGCUCAGCUGCCACAAGUUUUAAACUGGUGUAAAUCAAGCUUGAGUUAAUGUGAUUUACUGUUAUAUCCAGCCUAUACUGCUAGCAGCUGCUCAUACUGCAGUCAAUUACUGGAAGCAGAUAUAUUUCCUAUGCAAAACUGUUUAAACAAUAAAAUGAGCUAUGCUACAG
Thamnophis sirtalis is the source of this 9681-nucleotide messenger RNA. RefSeq names its product nuclear factor I B (gene NFIB). Gene Ontology annotation, molecular function: RNA polymerase II cis-regulatory region sequence-specific DNA binding; DNA-binding transcription factor activity, RNA polymerase II-specific. Gene Ontology annotation, cellular component: nucleus. Gene Ontology annotation, biological process: regulation of transcription by RNA polymerase II. Lineage: Eukaryota; Metazoa; Chordata; Lepidosauria; Squamata; Natricidae. The record is from RefSeq and is a predicted model, not a curated record.